Pomacea canaliculata is the source of this 1125-nucleotide messenger RNA. RefSeq lists its product as uncharacterized. The record is from RefSeq and is a predicted model, not a curated record. The annotation marks the transcript as partial. The transcript is spliced from 6 exons. NCBI's taxonomy places the organism in Eukaryota, Metazoa, Mollusca, Gastropoda, Architaenioglossa, Ampullariidae.
AAGGGAGCAAGUUUGCUGUUCGUCCUCGCUGUUACUGGUGUAUUCGUGGACGUGGAGGCUCUGGUUCCGAUCCCAAGCCGGGAAGUGGGCUUCGUCUACAAGUCAGGCAGCGCCGACGCGGCUGUGCGCUUCAACAUCUACAUCGACCUCAUCUGCCCUGCCAGCAUGCAGGCUUUUUCCACUGUAAAGAAAGUAGCUGACUAUUAUGGGCCCAGCGUGCUGAGACUAACCACAUAUCUCUUCCCUCUGCCAUACCACAGAAACGGAUUCUACGCUGCCAAGGGUGCCCACGCAGUCGCCAUGAUGACCUGUGGCAACUUGACCUACAGUUGGUUCGGACAUUGUCUUCAAAAACAUGGACUUCCUGACCAACUACGCCACCGCCAGCAUCUCAGACAAAGCAGUGGUCGACCUCAUGGUCAAGUGGAGAUGGACACUCGCAUUGGCUGGAAGUACUGCUGCACUAGAGGGGUGGCGUCAACUCCAACCUUUAUGGUCAACGACGUGGAGGUGUCAGCUGACCCAUCGUGGACAGAGAACGAGUGGCUAGAUGUCAUCAACCCGUUGCUUGGCAAAACUCAACUACAGCACAGAUGUCGGUCAACAUGACCUGUCUCUAUCCACCCGGCGAAGUGGAGUGCUACACCCCGGAAAAAUACUGCAUCCGGAACUUCGGGUGCAGACGCGAAACUCGACCUCACAGACUUUCUUCUUACCUUUGUUCCGAGUAAAUCAAGCUGCUGCCUGCACAAAACCCAAACCUCACCUCAAAGACCAUGUUCUGCUUCGCAACUUAUUUCCAUUUUUUUCAGCCGAAUUAAACCACCUAGCGUGAAUUUCUUUAAUCCGUUAUAUAAAUGUUUUAAUAAAAAUUCAGCCUGGUAUUGAUCUAGAAAGUCAUUUUUAGAAAAGAAAAUUUCCAGAAUUUCUGAGAAGUGUGGUUUUCUAUUUCUUCCCAGUUGCAGAUCGUUUUGUCUCCCUUCUCGAGAAAUAUCCCAUUUCACAUAUCACUUUGUUAUAAUCCGCAAUCCGAGGCUGAAAUCACAGUUUUGUAAUUCCAUUCUCCUUGCUUGUCUGAAAUCCCAAAUGUGACAUUAUCAACAAAUAAAGUUCUGUGAGAGCGAA